Macroventuria anomochaeta is the source of this 408-nucleotide messenger RNA. RefSeq names its product cytochrome b5. Gene Ontology annotation, biological process: sterol biosynthetic process. Bases 1 to 408 code for a protein of 135 amino acids. The record is from RefSeq and is a predicted model, not a curated record. Lineage: Eukaryota; Fungi; Ascomycota; Dothideomycetes; Pleosporales; Didymellaceae. Gene Ontology annotation, molecular function: heme binding. Gene Ontology annotation, cellular component: endoplasmic reticulum membrane; intracellular membrane-bounded organelle. The transcript has 3 exons.
AUGUCUGAAGGCAAGGAAUUCACCUACUCGGACGUCUCUGAGCACGCCACCAAGAAGGACCUCUACAUUGUUGUCCACGACAAGGUCUACGACUGCACAAGCUUCGUCGACGAGCACCCCGGUGGUGAGGAAGUCCUCCUCGACGUCGGUGGCCAGGACUCGACUGAGGCUUUUGAGGAUGUCGGCCACUCAGACGAGGCGCGCGAGAUCCUUGACGGUCUGCUCGUUGGUACCUUGAAGCGCCAGGAGGGCGACCCCAAGCCCAAGAGCUACGCGCAAUCCGGCUCGACCGCCGCGGCGACCGACGGCGCCUCAACCGGUAUUGGCCUCUACGCUAUCAUCCUUAUUGGUGGCGCGCUCGCAUUUGGUGCCUACAAGUACCUCCAGAGCCAGAGUGAGCAGCAGUAA